Molecule: messenger RNA, 1994 nt
Organism: Leguminivora glycinivorella
Lineage: Eukaryota; Metazoa; Arthropoda; Insecta; Lepidoptera; Tortricidae
Product: zinc finger protein 37-like
Exons: 6
Coding region: 206-1396 (396 amino acids)
Biological process (GO): regulation of gene expression
Cellular component (GO): nucleus
Molecular function (GO): zinc ion binding
Source: RefSeq, a predicted model, not a curated record
UAUUAUUUUCUUCAUUCGAUUGUAAAUUAAAGUAAUCUAGUUUGUGGAUAUUUGGGACGCUAAAAGUCGCAAAUCUUUCACUUAACAUUUCGUCUGAUACGUGUAUCAAAGUUGUCCAUAUCAAGUAGAAUUGCAAAGAAGUUAGCUUGUUAAACAAAACAAAAAAAAAAAAAAAACAAACGAAAUCGGUACAGAAGUGGUUGCGAUGGAUCCGUGUUGCUGCUGCCUGCGGCGUCCCCCGGACAAGGACCUGACGACGCCGUACACACAUCGCGGAAAAACAGAGAUAUUUUAUGACAUGUUCAAAGAAUGCUUCAAAAUAGAUCUUGUGUUGGGAGGUUCGGGCUCCUGCGGCAUUUGCUGGGCGUGCGUGGGCCGCCUGCGAGAUGCGAGCGACUUCAAGCUGCAAGUGCAGCGCAGCCAGGCAGAGCUGCGGGCCGCAUUGCUUAAUAUAGCAGACACUGCAGUCAAGUCUGAACAGGCUGACAGUGCUUAUGACAACUCUGUGUUCGAAGUGCCAAGUAUUUCUUCUUCAGAUGAAAAACUCGCUGAGAAAUCAGAGGUGACCAAAGAAGAAACCAAUGAACUUAAGGUUGAAGAUACUUGCAAUACUGAGACGGAUGACGUGAUGAGUGAGGAUGACUAUACAGCGGAAUUCGCGCCCGCCGCCGCGCAGCUCGCGAUGACUUGCCGCGUACAGCUGCAGCGCCUUCGUCCCGAACAACUCUUGCGCAGACAAACAAACCCAUACGCCUGCGAACACUGCACCACCACCUUCACAAAUAAAGAUGUUCUAACUGCACACAUACAACAAACACACGCAUCCUCUGAACAGUUACUACUAGAUAAUAGUUACGUUAAAAUGUUUACUAAUAAAGAUGUUCUAUCUACAAACAUACAAACACACUUAUCAUCAGCACAUUCACAACUAGAUAAUAGUUGUGUUAAAAUGUUAUCAUCUGAACAGUCACCACUAGAUAAUAGUUCCGUUAAAACGUUUUUUAAGUGCAGUAACUGUGGUUACAUGUGCACGGAUAAAUCAAGAUUAGUCCUUCACCAGGCGAAACAUGAGGCUAAGAAGCUCCAGGGCAUCCAGGAAUGCGGCGAGUGUGGCUAUGAGUGCACACAGGAACGCGAGUUUCAGGAUCACAUGUUGACACACAGAGAUCACAGCGCCACGGAUAAAUCAAGAGGCCUUCACCAGGCGGAACACAAGGCUAAGGAACUCCACGAAUGCGGCGAGUGUGGCUACCAGUGCACACAGAAACGCGAGUUUCAGGAUCACAUGUUGACACACAGAGCUCACAACAGCGAUAAACCUUAUAAGUGUGACCACUGCGGCUAUGCUACUUGUUCUAAAUAUCGUUUACUCGCUCAUCUAGGAAAAAUGUACUGAUGAGCUCCGCUUGAAAAAACCCAGGGAUGACAUGACGUUGACAGCCGAAUUACUGCCGCAAAAAUUGUAUUUGUAUUAUGACUAAUAUAUGAAUGUCAAUUUUUUCGACAGACGCAUACGAAAGGUUAAUUAUUAUUAUUAUGUAUUUAUUUCAAAUAACAUAUAUUCAUAUAAAUGGUUAGUAACAUAACAUAAUACAACAAAUUGUCUUAUCAUCUAUGUAGGUUAGUAUUCUUAUCUACAGUUAUAACUAAUAAGCGAUUUUAAGUUGCUACACUCAAGGACUUUAAUUGUUGAGCCAUUUAGAGACCACAAUAAUUUUGUUAAUUCAUAGUUAGGCUAUGACGCAUCCAGUAUAAAAUAAGCUAGAAGUGGAUCAACUCAUCUUUCAGAUCAUAAUUAUAUUUUUUUGUAUAAUCAACCUUAAGGCAGAAUGGAUUCACCCAAGUUUGGAGGGUCGGUUCACACCGGGAUGGCAGCGGCCGAGGUAAUUUUCAAACUUCAUCUGCGUGGUCUUUUUAACCCCCGACGCAAAAACGAAGGGGUGUUAUAAGUUUGACGUGUCUGUUUGUGCGUAUGUCUGUCUGUCUGUCUGUCU